Messenger RNA from Gossypium raimondii (Peruvian cotton), 1135 nucleotides. RefSeq lists its product as uncharacterized. The coding region runs from base 162 to 971 and encodes 269 amino acids. Gene Ontology annotation, biological process: endoplasmic reticulum to Golgi vesicle-mediated transport. The record is from RefSeq and is a predicted model, not a curated record. Gene Ontology annotation, cellular component: COPII-coated ER to Golgi transport vesicle; endoplasmic reticulum membrane; Golgi membrane. The transcript is spliced from 5 exons. NCBI's taxonomy places the organism in Eukaryota, Viridiplantae, Streptophyta, Magnoliopsida, Malvales, Malvaceae.
AUUUUUUCCUUUUUUUCGCUUAUAUCAAUUUUCUCUAGAUCUAUCACCGUUACUUCUUCUCUAAGUUUUCCGCUGCCGUCCUCACCGGAAUAUCGUCGGAGGUUCGAUCUAUAUCGCCGGGAUAUUCUUCAAGCCAACAGCUUUCUCUUUAGUCGAAAGAAAUGUACAAUAACUUGGGAGCCCAGCCUGGGGUGCCUAGGCCGCCUGUAAAUCCUCAACCAGCACCAUUUGGUAAUGCAUUUUAUGGUGCUGGUUCUGGUCUUAUCCGAGGUGGUCUAGGUGCAUAUGGAGAGAAAAUUUUGGGAUCAAGUUCUGAGUAUGUGCAAAGCAAUAUAAGUAGAUACUUCUCUGAUCCUCAAUACUACUUUCAAGUGAAUGAUCAAUAUGUGAGAAACAAAUUGAAGGUUGUUUUACUGCCAUUUCUGCACAGGGGCCAUUGGACAAGAAUAACCGAGCCAGUAGGUGGUAGGCUUUCCUAUAAACCCCCGAUUUUUGACAUAAAUGCACCAGAUUUAUACAUCCCAUUUAUGGCAUUUGGUACCUACGUUGUUCUUGCUGGAUUAUCGCUUGGCCUUCAAGGAAAGUUUAGCCCCGAAGUACUCAACUGGUUGUUUGUUAAGGGAUUAUUUGGCUGGUUUCUGCAAGUCAUGCUGCUGAAAGUAACAUUACUAUCAUUAGGCAGUGGUGAGGCACCUUUGCUCGACAUUAUGGCAUACGCAGGGUAUACUUUCACGGGACUCUGUUUGGCUGUUCUAGGAAGGAUCGUAUGGAGAUAUUCAUACUACUUUUUGAUGCCUUGGACGUGCUUAUGCAUGGGAGUCUUCUUGGUAAAGACGAUGAAACGAGUCCUCUUCGCGGAGGUUAGAAGUUACGAUUCUAGCAAGCAUCACUAUCUUUUGCUCUUUAUCGCCCUGGUUCAAUUCCCGCUUUUCACAUGGCUAGGUAACAUUAGUGUUAACUGGCUUUUCUAAAACUGCAACCACUGUCUAAAUUGUGUGUUUAUACCAGCUUCUUUUAACUCUGAUUUUAGGCAAUUUUCACAUUAGAGAAUUUCUUCUCUGUCUAGAAUAUUUUUGUUCCCCAAAUUCAUAAAAACCAAUUUCCAUGUGCUGAGAAAUCUAAAAAUAUUAGUUCC